Molecule: messenger RNA, 1317 nt
Organism: Colletotrichum truncatum
Lineage: Eukaryota; Fungi; Ascomycota; Sordariomycetes; Glomerellales; Glomerellaceae
Product: indoleamine -dioxygenase pyrrole -dioxygenase
Biological process (GO): 'de novo' NAD+ biosynthetic process from L-tryptophan
Cellular component (GO): cytoplasm
Molecular function (GO): indoleamine 2,3-dioxygenase activity; heme binding; metal ion binding
Source: RefSeq, a predicted model, not a curated record
AUGUCUCCUCACGCCCUUCCAGUAGCUUCAGAGCGGACACAAAAUGAUGCAGUCUCAUUUGAGACGUAUGCGAUUUCUCAGAACGGGUUUCUUCCCGCAGACGCGCCUCUGAAAGUUCUUCCAGACAGCUACUACGCACCAUGGGAGAAGAUCAUUCAACACCUCCCCCAGCUUAUCAAGUCUGGGAAGCUGAGGAGAGAGGUGGAUGCACUUCCAGUCUUGACCACCGACAAACUGCAGAACGAGGCGGAGUGGAGGCGAGCAUAUGUGAUUUUGAUCUUCUUGACGCAUGCUUACGUCUGGGGUGGGGAGAAAGCAGAAGAGGUUCUUCCACCGGCAGUGUCGGUUCCCCUCUUGAAGGUUUCCAAACAUCUAGAAGUUCCACCUGUCGCUACAUAUGCUGGCCUCAACCUGUGGAACUUCUUAUCAACUACGGACGACUUUGCGGAUCUCGAGUCUUUGGAAUCUCUUCACACUUUCACUGGAACAAAGGAUGAGGCUUGGUUUUACUUGGUCUCCGUGGCUAUGGAGGCGCAAGGUGCCCGUAUCAUGACCGACAUGUUGAAUGCGCUGGAAUCGAUCAAGACGAGAGACUAUGACACCAUCACAAAGGCGUUGGAGGGGCUAUCUGCCAACAUUCGGAAAAUUGGCGCGCUUUUGGAACGCAUGUACGAAAACUGCGACCCAAUGGUGUUCUUCUACGAGAUCCGCCCUUUCCUGGCCGGUAGCAAAAACAUGGCGGCAGCUGGUCUACCGAAUGGCGUAUUCUACGACGAGGGAAAUGGCCGCGGUAGCUGGCAACAACUUAGAGGAGGCAGCAACGGUCAGAGCUCUCUUAUUCAGUUCCUUGACAUCGUUCUGGGAGUUGAACACACAUCAGAGGGAAACAGCAAUCCGCACGCCAGCAAAUCUUCACCCAAACAUAAAGCAACACCAGCCUUCCACGAAGAAGUGCGUAGCUACAUGCCUGGUCCUCACAAGCGCUUUUUGGAGCAUGUGUCACGCAUGGGAAGCAUCCGAGAGUUUGCCAAGCUACCAGUUUCUACCCCGGAGCAGGAGAAGUUCCGCGACGCAUACCAAGCGGCAACAAGAACCAUGACUGAGUUCCGAAACAAGCACCUGCAAAUUGUUACCAGAUACAUUGUUCUUCCAUCAAAGAAAGCAUACAAUGGCUCCAAGGUUGAUUUGGCUAGCACAUCGGCUGUUAAAGACGAACAGCUUACUGGCACGGGAGGCACAGCACUAAUGCCAUUCCUGAAGCAGACGCGAGACGAGACGUUGCAAGCAGGGCAAUUCAACAAGGAGCGAAGACCAUGA